Oryzias latipes (Japanese medaka) is the source of this 5722-nucleotide messenger RNA. It is a transcript of the gene ulk2, whose product is annotated as unc-51 like autophagy activating kinase 2. Gene Ontology annotation, cellular component: phagophore assembly site; phagophore assembly site membrane; autophagosome. Gene Ontology annotation, molecular function: ATP binding; protein serine/threonine kinase activity. Gene Ontology annotation, biological process: autophagosome assembly; piecemeal microautophagy of the nucleus; autophagy of mitochondrion. The record is from RefSeq and is a predicted model, not a curated record. Lineage: Eukaryota; Metazoa; Chordata; Actinopteri; Beloniformes; Adrianichthyidae.
AAAGCAGAACAUGGCGCUAGUUUGUUGCAUUGUUUAGGUCAGCGGUAGACGGCCUGCAGUCUGUCCGUCAUGACAGAACAGUAGCUUCAAUCCAACCAUUUUUGUAGCAUCCGUCUGUGAGCGCGCGGCCGGACGUAACUGAAAGUAGUAGUUUUAGCUAGGAAGGCUGGUAAAGCGGGCGUAUUUGACCCUGUUACCGCGGACGGAGCUGCCUUACGUUGUGAACUGUGGUUAAAGCAGAGACUCGUAGACGUCCACCGCCGUCUGUGACGGGCAGACGUCUCCGGGGCGCUCGGUCGGUGCUGUCCUCGGUGACCUAGCAUCCUUGAUGUGUCUCCAGCUAGCAGCUGAUCGCGGACCUGCUCGCUAAUGUUGGCUAGCUUUUUAGCGUGUUCCAGAGGAGGAAGAAGAACCGGUCACCGGAGCGUCGGUGUGUGUUUCUGACCGUUAAGACCAACUAUGAUCGCACGGGGGACGCUGGCUGCAGCCCCGGGGGUGUCAUGUCUCAGUCAGGCUAACGGAGAGCUCGGGAGGAGCCUCUCCUUCAGUGCUCGCGGUUCUCCGUCCAUCCUGCCGGCCAUCAUGUAGGACAGCCCGUCCGAACCCGCUGGAUGACCGGAGACGGUGUGGAUUACUACUCGGAGGCUGACAGCUCGGUGUCAAGACAAAUGCUGAACGAUCCUCGUGGAGUUGCAAACAUCCAAACUUACUUGAAGGGUCCGUGAAUGCGUCAUGUCCUGGCUGCAUUUCUUAUUUAAAGUAUAAACUGGAUCACGAGCGGGAGCAGCCAUGAAGUAAGCCAGCGGCGACAGAGUAGCAUCACAACCCAGAGGACAUUUUCCCUCCGCAGACCCGGCGGGGAGCGGCCGACCUUCGGCCCCAUGGAGGCUGUGGGGGACUUCGAGUACAGCAGGAAGGACCUGGUGGGGCACGGGGCGUUUGCUGUGGUGUUCAAGGGGAGACACAGGAAGAAAACAGACUGGGAAGUGGCCAUUAAGAGCAUCAAUAAGAAGAACCUGACCAAAUCCCAGAUCCUUCUUGGAAAAGAAAUCAAAAUCCUCAAGGAGCUGCAGCAUGAAAACAUCGUGGGCCUUUAUGAUGUUCAGGAAACCCCCAAUUCUGUUUUCCUGGUCAUGGAGUACUGCAAUGGAGGAGAUCUGGCUGACUACCUGCAAGCUAAAGGGACGUUGAGAGAAGACACCAUGAGGGUUUUCCUGCAGCAGAUCGCGGCUGCCAUGCGCGUCCUCAAUAGCAAAGGAAUCAUCCACCGUGACCUGAAACCUCAGAACAUCCUGCUGUCCUAUUCCGCUCGCAAGAGGUCCAACGUCAGCAGCAUCCGCGUUAAAAUAGCCGACUUUGGCUUUGCUCGAUACCUCCAGAGCAACAUGAUGGCUGCCACGCUGUGUGGGUCACCCAUGUACAUGGCUCCAGAGGUCAUCAUGUCCCAGAACUAUGAUGCCAAGGCCGACCUGUGGAGCAUUGGAACCGUCAUCUAUCAGUGUCUGGUCGGCAAACCUCCAUUUCAGGCGAAUAGCCCCCAAGAUCUGAGGCUGUUUUAUGAGAAAAACAAGAACCUGCAGCCCAUAAUCCCAAGGGAGACGUCCCCACAGCUCACUGACCUUCUGCUUGGUCUGCUGCAGAGAAACCAGAAAGACAGAAUGGACUUUGACACGUUCUUCAGCCACCCGUUUCUGGAGUCCUCCUCCACCAUCAAAAAGUCGUGUCCAGUGCCGGUCCCCAGCACCUCUGCUGCUGUGACAGACAGCUCCUGUGGCAGCUCCCCAUGCAUCCGCUACAGCUCCCCCCCUUCUCUCCCAGACAUGCAGACUCUAGCUGAAGACGGUCUAUCUUCUCCUCCACUCGGUCCUCCCAACUUCCUGCAGCUUUCCAAAGAGUCUGCCGGAAGCACCAGCAGCAAGAACUCUUCCUGCGACACAGACGAUUUUGUGCUGGUGCCUCACAUCGCUGCUGACAGCUAUGAUCUACCAGUGCUGCUGGGUCGCCGGCCUUCCAACGAGUUCCUGAUGUGUGGAGGAGGGCAGCCUCAACCCCCCCAGGGGCAAACGGCCAUGGUGUCCCCACGGGCAGAGACCACCCCCAUCCCAGUUCCCACUCAGGUUCGCAACUACCAGCGCAUCAAGCAGAACCUGUCGAGCAGCCCAACCAGCACCUUGUUCAGCUCGCCGAGGUCUGGGACAGUGAGACGUUCUAACACUAGCCCCAUGGGCUUUCCUAAAGUGGGCUCUGGGUCUCCCAGUGCCGGGGACACGCCGCAGACUGUGGGCCGGCGCCUGUCCACGGGCAGCUCUCGGCCCUACUCCCCUUCUCCACUCGUGGGAACUAUCCCAGAGCAGCUGGGUCACUGCUGCUGCCAUCUGCAGAACCAGGAGCCCCGCAGCUCCUCAGGAGGUUCCCCCAUCCCACCCUCCCAGCUCCUUGGGGCUCGGCUGCAGAGUGCCCCCACCCUGACUGAGGUGUACCAAACCCGGCAGAAGCUCCACAAGCAGCUGUCGGAUCCCGUGCAGCCCUCCUCCUCCUGCAGUCACUCCCCUCAAUUUGGACGCCCAGCCAAUCUUGGCUCCUCCCCCACCAAGUUGCUGGGCACGUCCCCCCGCACUUCCGACUGGCUGCAGAAGUCCCCUCUGCCCACCAUCAUUGGGUCCCCCACCAAGCCCAUGUCAGCACCGUUCAAGAUCCCCAAAACUCAGGCCUCCUGUAACCUGAUGGCGCUGGUUGACAGUCCGGCUUCCACCAAGAUGCUGCUGGAAGCUCGAGGCCUGUGUUCCCACCACAGCAACCCGUACCUGGCUGGCCGGCCUGCAGCUCCCGAGUGCAGCAGAACCUUUGGCAGGUCUGUCAGCACAGGACGUCUGUCUGAGCAGCCAAUCAGAAUCACGCUGGGGGGCCAGCCCUCUGAGGGCAGCACGGACAGCCUGAACACUGAGAGACCCAUGGACACCGCUCCCAGCAUGCUGCUUCAGGGGGGCUCAGCUAGUCCCCGAACUGUAGUCUUCACUGUGGGGUCACCGCCCAGCAGCAGCACCCCUCCCACCUGCAGUCACCUCGGCACCCGGCCUCGCACCACCUCAGUGGGCUCCAACAGUUCGGCCGGCUCUUUGUGCUCCACCAGUGGCAGACUACACGUUGGGUCACCCCCAGGUAUGGCCAUCGGGACGUCUCCUCCCGGGAGCUUUGGUCAGUCUGCCCCAGAAGGGGCACCGAGCAGCCUGCGUUACAUCCCAUAUGGGACUUCUCCUCCCAGCCUGGAAGGGUUCAUCACCUUUGAAGCUCCGGAGCUGCCCGAGGAGACUCUGAUGGAGCGUGAGCACACGGAUACCCUGAUGUACCUCAGAAUGAUGCUUUCAUUCACGGACUGUAUCCUGGAGAUGGCAGCCCUCCGAGCCGGGGGGCCGGACCUUGGAAUAUCGGUGGCGUCCCUGUACCCUCCCCAGGACAGUGUGGUAGUGGACCAGAUCAGCCAGCUGAGUAAAGAGUGGGGGCAAGUGGAACAGCUGGUGCUCUACAUGAAGGCAGCACAGCUGCUGGCCUCCUCCCUCCAUCUGGCCAAGGCUCAGAUUAAAUCUGCCAAACUCAAUCCGUCCUCUGCUGUCAAACAGGUGGUGAAGAGUCUGAACGAGCGCUACAAGAGCUGCAUCUCCCUCUGCCGUCAGCUGACCGAUAAGCUCAACUACUUCUUUUCAGACAAGCAGCGCUUUGUGGACGAGAUCAACAGCGUGACUGCAGAGAAGCUCAUCUACAACCACGCGGUGGAAAUGGUUCAGUCAGCUGCUCUGGAUGAGAUGUUCAAGCAGACGGAGGACAUAGCGUACCGUUACAGCAAGGCUUCCAUGCUGCUGGACGGACUGUCCAAGAUCCUGCAGGACCCCACAGAUGUGGAGAACGUAAUGAAAUACAAAGCCAGUGUGGACCGCAGGAUUUCUACUCUGUGUUACUGUACUGUCACGCUGUACGAGUAGCAGGCUGCGCCCGCCCCUCCCAGCACCCCCGGGACCAUGCCUAAAGACCUCUGACCACACCUCCCUCCUGUAGCAGAUCAAGCACUUUCCCUGGUUUGGUUUCAUCAGUAUUUAUCAUGACUGCAUUCGGGACAAACUAUGAUUGAUGCACAGCCUUAGAACCAAAGAUGACGGAGAGGAGGACGUCUGAGGAGGACUGUGUGAUCUGGAUGUCAUGUCUGAGGAAAAGGAGGACUCAUUGGACUGUCAGACAGGCUCCUGAGCUCCUUGUGUGAAGAAGCCCGGCUUCUAAAAUUCUCUUGAAAAUGAACUCUGCAUUUUAUCUUCUCUUUGUAAUAUUUAUUGGUUUGGAAGAACACAGAUUUUCCCGCCUUUGGGGCGGGAACACGGCUUUGAGCCGCUCACUGAAAAGGAUGGAACUGAGACCACAGCCCAACAAGCCCCCCGGUUCUCUCAACCCCAUCGGAGAAAAGGAACCGUCUACUUCUAUUGUUUGGUUUUUAUACUUUGUGUUUUUUAGCUCAAGCACUUUAUUGUGGAAUGAUCAGAUGUCCUCUGUGUGGGUGGAUGGGUGGGUGCUGCCCCCCCACCACUCCUCACCCCCCACCCCAGCACACAUCUGCCUUUAGAGCACGACGGACAAGCCUGUGUGAAAGGCUGUGGAGUGGGCAUGUGGAGGGUCUCCGUCCGUCUGCAGGUGAAGACCCCUGCCGGUAAAAGCAGAUGUUUGAUGCUGCUGCUUGAGGCCAGCAUGGGGUGAGUGGACGGAGUGACUCUGGCGCUGUGUGAUGUCAUGGCGUCCUCCUGACCUGCAGCCGCCAUAACAACUGUCCUACAAAUCCAUAACUUUUUAUGUUUGUCAGAAUCUGUAGCUCCUUUUUAAAAAAAAAAGUUUUAAAGGUGUAAAUAUUUACAUUUGGUGCAUGUGAUGAUUUCCUUACCCUGGUUUUGGAGGGGAAGGUGUCUGUGAGUGUGAGACCAGUCCAGGGGGGUGUUGCCGUUCAGCCCCCCUCACCUGUCAAAGAGCACAAACCAUUGUAUGUAAAUAGAAGCGUUUGUAUUGAAGUUGCUCGUGUCUGCCAAGGUUUUGAAAGGAAGAACCACUGUUGGCGCAACAGGAGUGUGCCAAAGAUUUUAGCCGACGGCAGCUCCAAACCUUCAGACCCCCCACCCCCCACCCCCCCCAAGACUGUUGCUGCUGACAUCACAGCUCUGAGCAGAGAGUGAGGGAGCCAUGUCUUCAUACUCCACACGCCCUCUCCACCUCCUUCAUGUCACGUGCCGUGCUCCUGGCAGUGUUUUUCCAGAUGUGCUGGUUGGAUGUCAUUAGUGAAGAAAAGGAGGUGCCUUCUUCUGACCGGCUCCCCUGCAUCCGUGUAAAUACCUUCUUUCUCUGUACAAACAUGUUGGGCGGUCUUCCUCCUGUGAAAUGCAUUGAUUUUUGCUCCAAACAUUCGGCUUUCAGCGUCCAUCAGCCACAUGAAGUCCCCACAAGUCCGAACGUCAACAUGAAGCAUGGGUGUCCCGCCUGCUUUUAGCCCCUCAGAACUUCUACCAUGUUGAAUGUACGCCCACGGUUGUUGUCCCCUUCAGAAGACUCCGCCCCCCACCUUUCCUAUCGCCUCGAUGGUGCAUUUUCCUAGCACAGGUUUGUUUUUUUUAGAGGAGAAAUGUUGAAGUCGUGCUGGUGUCUCUUCUUUAUGGAACACUGAUACAGUCUUUGUUAUUAAAAGAGUGAAAUUUAA